AAAAUGAAAUGAAAGUGUUAUAGCUAAAAUAAUCCCUGUUUAGGAUCUGACGGUAGCAAGAAUACAAGCUCCCACACGUUCUAAUGCAUUUUUAACUAGCUCCAUCUGCAUUGCCUCAUACAUCAAAUGCUGUCAUGCAAUGUUGCAUAAUCCAUGUGUGUGUGUCUAUAUAAGUACAACUGGGAUGUAACUGCCUUAACUACUACAAUUGCUGACUACAGGAAACCACGUCAUCUGAGAUUAGCACUUUGUAACUUAGAAGCCUGAAAAAUGAAGCCUAAAAUGAAGUACUCAACCAACAGAAUUUCCACAGCCAAGCGGAAGAACACAGCAAGCAAAGCCCUGUGUUUCAAACUGGGAAAAUCCAAACAGAAGGCCAAAGAAGUUUGCCAUGCGUACUUUAUGAAGCUCCGCUCUGGCCUUACAAUAAAAAAGGAGGCCUGUGACUUUAUGAGAGAAACCACCAAAAGACCUUCACUGAAAACAGGUGGAAAGCACAAAGAACACCUGGUACUCACUGCCUGUCAACAGCAAUCUACCAUGAAGUGCUUUGCCUUUGAUAUAUCAGUGGUCCCGAAAUAUGCUAAAGCACUUCAUGCUGCAAGUAUCCCAGGAAUUUCACCUAUUACAGAAUCUCUUGCUUCCCUAAGCACAUACAAUGAUCAAUCCAUUAUUUUUGCUUUGGAGGAUGAAAGUUAUGAGAUAUAUGUUGAAGACUUGAAAAAAGAUGAAGAAAAAGCCAAAGUGUUACUGAGUUAUUACGAGUCUCAACGCUCAUCAAAUGAAUCAGGUGAUGGCGUUGAUGGUAAGAUGUUAAUGGUAGCCCUGAGUCCUAUGAAAGACUUCUGGUUGCAUGCCAACAACAAGGAGUGCUCUGUGGAGCUCCAUAAGUGUGAAAAACUACUGCCAGACCAAGCCUUCUUUAUCCUUCAUAAUAUGCCCUACAACUGUGUUUCAUUUGAAUGCAAGACUGAUCCUGGAGUGUUUAUAGGUGUAAAGGAUAAUCAUCUUACUCUGAUUAAAGUAGACUGUUCUGAGAAUUUGUGUGAAAAUAUCUUGUUUAAGCUCUCUAAAACUUAGUUGAUGGAAACUUGUGGGUCUUGGGUUGGGUACCCAAAUGCUACCACUGGAGAAGGGAUGAAAGAUAAAGAGACAGGUGACACCUAAGGGAAAUGAAGAGUGCUUAGCAUGCUGUGGAAUGUUUUACUUAUUAUGUAUAAAAAUAUUUUUUCUAAUCCUUUUUUAAAUUUCCCUCUGUAAAACUGCAUAUUCAAUACAAGUAUCAGUAUACUAAAUAGGAUAUUGGUAAAGAAACUGUCAACAUUCUAGAGUACAGUCUGAACUUUACUUUUUUUUACUUUCAGUCCAGAAAGAACUUCACAUUUAGAGCUAAGACCACUGAGGAGGGCAAGAGCCAGAGUUCAAGUCUCUCUGCAGGCAGGGAUCCAUUUUAAAGAGCUACUUAGAGAAAUAAUUUUCCCCAGUUCCAAACAAUAGGCUCAAACACUAGAGCUGCUAGUAAAAGGAAGACCAGAUGCUUCUUAGAAUUAUCAUUUUUUCAACUGGAAUAAAAUGUCAAGUUUUUUUGUAGAUGUCUUAGGCAACACUCAGAUCAGCUCUCCUUUACUGUAAGGGGAUAUGGAACUUCAAAGGCCCACAUGCCAAGGCAGGAUAACAUAAAUGUAUGAAAAAGUAAAGAUAAUUGAAAAAUUAAGAAAAAUAAAUCCAAUAUUUGUAAAGUGAAUAACUUCAUCUCUAAUUAAUUUUUUAAAUUCUGAUUUUUAUAUGUUGAGUUUACUUUAAGCAAGACAUUCUUACAUUAGGAAGUGAAGUAAAUUUUAGUUCAGACGCAAAAUUUCAUUUAUUGGGAAUACCUAACACACCAAAACUUUAAAAAAGAAAAAAAAAAGUACUGAGCCACAACAUGUUUUAGAGCAUCCAGGUGCCAUAUAAUCCAGCUACCAUGGUAAGGCCAGAAAUCCUCUAACCUACCAGAGCCUAGAUGAGACACCGAAUUAACAUUAAACUUUCAGUAACUGACUGUCCCUCAUGUCCAUGGCCUACCAUCCCUUCUGACCCUGGCUCCCAGGGAUCUAUGUCUUUUGAUAUACUCACUGCCGCAUUAGGCAAAGUUGCUUCUAAUCCUUGUUUCCCACGUGCACAAGUCUUUCUGUUGUCCAGCUUCCUGAUAACCCUGCUUAUUGUGGAAUAUUCAUUUGACGUCUGUCUCUUUUCAUCUCUUUUAACCACCACGUCCUUGAUAUAUCUUUUGCACCCCCCAGAACUUCAUUUCUGUAUCACCUGACCUCUGGAUGCCAAAACUUUUAUUCUUCUCUGUCUGUUGCAGAAUUUUAGAUAAACCUAUGAAUGGCGAUAUUUUUUGUUAAACAUCUUUGUGUUUUACUGUCACCAGAGCAAUGAAAUUUAUACUCAACUACAUAAUAACAUUUUUAACUACUAAAGGAAUAGUUUUUGUUUAUUUUAAAGUCUUAGCAAUUUCUAUUAUAAUUUUUCUUAGACUUAAUACUUAUGAUAAAUGACUAACAUAGUAAUAAAAUAUUUAUGAAAUAUGACCUUUUCUGAAAGUAUGUACUUUUACAUUUCUAAUUUAUUGAGACCUAUUAGAUGUAAGAGCUGGUAGAAUAUAAAAAAGACUGAGAAUUACUGUACACGGGCAUUACAAUUGUAAAACAAUAUAUCUUUGCUUCAUUGUUUUGUCAAUAAUUGUUACCAGAGAGAUAAAAAUAAAAGCAGAAUAUGUUUCCCUUCUGAAAAACAUUAUUGAUAUGUGCUUCUGUAUGACAAACUUAAAAUGAUUAUUAAAUAGCCAAAUAUAUCUACUACUUUGUUUAUAUUCUUGAAUAAAGUAUAUUUUCCAAAAGUA
Messenger RNA from Sapajus apella (tufted capuchin), 2884 nucleotides. It is a transcript of the gene IL33, whose product is annotated as interleukin 33. NCBI's taxonomy places the organism in Eukaryota, Metazoa, Chordata, Mammalia, Primates, Cebidae. The record is from RefSeq and is a predicted model, not a curated record. Gene Ontology annotation, biological process: positive regulation of inflammatory response; positive regulation of cytokine production. Gene Ontology annotation, molecular function: cytokine activity. The coding region runs from base 271 to 1080 and encodes 269 amino acids. The transcript is spliced from 8 exons.